Molecule: messenger RNA, 7191 nt
Organism: Closterium sp. NIES-65
Lineage: Eukaryota; Viridiplantae; Streptophyta; Zygnematophyceae; Desmidiales; Closteriaceae
Source: the annotation of a GenBank genome assembly
AUGCAUCCCCUACCCCAUCCAUCCCAUAUAUGCGGCUCGUGCGCACAUACCAGUGGAGAGGAGGCGGAGCUGCAGCGGCUGCAGGAGGCAACAGCAGCGGCAGCAGCGGCGGUGGAGGCGCAGCUGAGAGCUGCUGCCUCGCAGGCCUCUGCCAGCACGCCCGCAACUCAACCAGAUGCUGUUGGUGCUGCUGCUGCUACAUGUGAUGUGGGUGGUGCUGCUGCUACAGCCGGUACUGCUACAGCCGGUGCUGCUGCUGCAGGCCAUGCUACAGGUGGUGGUGCAGUGGGUGGGCGUUCAGAGCACUGCACAGCAGGUGGUGACGUUAGUGCCCGUGGUUCAAGGGAUCAUGCUGCCAACGCACAUGGUGGGGCGGUGGGUUGUUGGGGAGGGACGGAAGCGGAAAGGACAGGUGGUGCAAACGCAGGGCAGAGUGGUGGGGUAAGGGUGGGGGUUAGAGAGGCGGAGGGGGGUGUGUUGAGAGGUGUGGGAAUGCAGAGUGCUGGGGCAGUGGAUGUAGGCUGUGAGGCUCGCCGGGGAAUUGCAGGGGGUAGGGAGGGGUUUGGGAAGGCAGUAGACAGGAUGGUGAGAGAACCUGGAGGUGGUUGUAUGAGGCGAGAGGAGGAAGUGGGAGAGGCGGAGGGGGGACGAGAGGGAGGUGGGGUGGGGACUAGGAAGGCAGUUGAACAAGUGGUGAGAGAACAUGGUGGUGGUUGUAUGAGGCGAGAGGAGGGAGUGGGAGAGGAGGUUAGAGGAGAGGAAUGGAGGGUGGUGGAGCGUGUGGAAGGGGAGGAUGAGGGUAAUGAGGACAUGAAGGAAGAGGGGGAGGAAGAAGAGGAAGGGGAGGAGAGAGGAGAUGAGGAAGGAGAGGAGAUGGGGGAAGCGCAAGGGGAGGAGGGAGGGGAGGAAGUGAUUUGUGAGCAAGAGGACAUGGAGGAUGCGGAAACGGAGGAGGAGAGAGAGGAGGAGGAGUGGGGAGAGGAGCGAGGGGAAGAGUGGUGUGAGAAAGGGGAUGAGGAAGAGGAGAUGGGACAGGGGGACAUGUGGCAGCGAAUAGUUGAGGUGGAAACUGGGGAGGGCAGGGAAGUGCGAGUGAGGCAUGGUGGGGAGGGCGAGGGGAGUAAGGGCGGGGAGGGUGAUGGGGGUGAAGAGGCGGAUGGUGAGGGGGGUGAAGGGGGGGAGCAGUCCCCUGAUCCACAGGGCGUUGUUGUGAACCUGAGAGGCAUCUUUGACUCUGUCAGCGACGGGACAGGCGGUUCAGCAGGUGGUGUGGCAGGUGGUGUGGCAGGUGGUGUGGCAGGUGGUGUGGCAGGGCCCAGCAGGCAGGGUGGGAAGCUCCCAGUGAGGCGUCUCAGGGAGGAGCAGAGAGGCGGCAGUGGGGACGGUGUGGGUUGUGCUUCUCAACGUUGCAGUCCGGUAAAGAGGGGUGCAGGUAGCAGUGAGGAGAAGGCGGAUCGUCCUUCUCAACGUUCCAGUCCGGUGGAGAGGGGUGCAGGUGGCAGUGGGGAGAGGGUGGGUGGUCCUCAGGCUAGGUCGAUGCACAAGGAGGGUGGCGGCUGUGGUGAUGGCAAGGAUGCGAGGGAGGAGGUGCGAAGGGGGGAUGAGGGCGGUGGUGUGAAGGGAGGGGGGGUUGAUGAUGGGGCGAUGGGAGGGAGUAGCAGCAUGGGUGGUGCAACGGGAGGGGGGAUUGAGGAUGGCCUAGGAGGGAGGGGGGUUGAGGGUGGUGUUGUAAUGGGAGGAGGGACUAGUGAUGGUUCAAUGGGAGGGGGAAACGACAAUGGAUUAGCUGGUGUUAGGGAGGCAUGUGGUGGAGAUGAGGGGGGUAAGAGUGAGGAGGGGGACUGUGAGGGGAGGAACAGUGACGGGGGAGACAAUGAAGGUGGAAAAGUUGCUAUGUGCAAUAAGGAUGUUGACAAGCCUGUGUGCCAUGAUGAUGAUGAAACGGAUGGUAGUGGUAGCGAGGAUGGGGUUAAUGCUGGCGGAGGGAAAGAAAACGAGGCUGCUUGUAAGGGGGAUGAGGAUGAGGAUGGGCCGGUCGUCUCCUCUCUUCCUGAUUGGCUGCAGGGCGAUGUGGUCAUUGGCCACGUGGCACCCUCCCCAUUGGUCAAAACGUUCCACAGGAGAAAGCCGGCCCUGGGCAAGGAGAACGUUGAGAAGGAGAAUGUUGCAACGACGAAUCUUGAGAAGGAGGUAUGUGGGGAGCGGUUGGUGACGGUGGGGAGCAGUGACAAGGGGAAGAAGGGGGGGCGAGAAGGGAGGAGAGGGGGAGGCAGGGGACGGGGCAGAGGUGCUGAGAGGAAGAAGGAUGGGCCGCUGUCAAUGACUGUAGAGGGCGGAGAGGAGGAGGGGCCAGAGGAGAGUCUAGGGAAGAGGGGGCGUGAGGAGAGGGAUGGGGGCAGGAAGAAGCGGAAGGGGAGUGAGCGACAAGAGAUGAAGAGGCGGAGGGAUGAGGAGGGGGUGAAGGGGAGUGAGGAGGAAAAAGGGGAGGUUCAGGUGGGUGGCAUGGAUGAAGGGGCUAGAUGCGGUGGAGAGGGAUGGGGGGAGGUGGAGGGCGGUGUUGCAGGUGGGGAAGAGAAGGUGCAUAGGAUUGGUGAGGAAAGGGAGAGGGCAAGGGAGCUGAGAACGAAACGCCGUGAAGAUCCCUUGAGAGAUGGGAAGCAGCGGGAAGAGGAGAGAGCGGCACGAAGGAUGGCGUGUGCAGUGGACGAGGUGGGGGGAGCAGCUGGGAGAGAGCUGCGGCAGCAGGAGGAGGAGGAGGAAGAGGAGGAGCAGGGGGGUGGGAGAGAGCAGCAGAAGCAGCAACAAGGGGACAUAGACGGUGAAGGGAGCGAGGGCGGAUGGGAGGAAGAAUGUAAGAGAGAGCAGCAGCAGCAGCAGCAGCAGCGGAGGGUUUUGAAGCGCCUCAAACUGGUAAGGCAGCAGCAAGAGGCGAAUGGAGAUGCAGAGGGGAGGGAGGGCGAGCGAGAAGAGGUGAAGGGGAAAGGCAGGGCCAGUAGAGGCAAGGCAGAUGUUGCUGCUGCUGCUAUUGCUGCUUCUGCUGCUGCUGCUGCUGCAAAGCGGAGGAAAAAUGAGUCUGGGGCGGCUGGAGAGUCGCGGGGUGGGAAGAAGUGUGUUGAGAGUGGCAAGGGUGCAGGAGGAGGGGAGAGGAGGGGAGAAAGAGGCCCAGGAAUCGGGUGUAAAGCGAGGAGGCGUGGAGGCGCUGACGAUGAGGAAGGUGUGGGGGAAGAAAUUGGUGAGGUGGUAGGUGUUGAGGGAGAGAGUGAGAAUGAUGUUGUGGUGGUUGGUGCAGAGGAGAGUGAUGAUGAGGCUGUGAUGGUGCAUGGGGAUGUGGAGGACAAGGAGGCGGAUAUGAAUGCACGCAAGAACGCACCUGCUGCUCCUGCUGUGAAGGGGCCUGAUGUGUGUCCUCCGACUGAGGCUGCUGGGACUGCCCACACUGCUUCCCUCACGCCCAUCACGCGGUUUUUCCAGCCAAUAAGCAGCUCCAGCCCCAGUGGCACCGGUGGUGGUGCUGCUGGUGGUGGUGCUGGUGCUGGUGGCAGCAUUGGUGGUCGUGCCAGCAGCAAGAGCUGCAGCCAGGCAGACGGGCAGAAACGAGACGCUGUGGCAUCAACCAAAGGGGGGGACGAGCAGGGCGAGGCAGAGGGCAGUGGAGGCAAGGGAGGCGCGGAGAUGAGCAUGUGGGGGGGCGGCGAGCGGUGGUUCCUGCUGGGGGGGUCAUCACGCAGUGAGGGGCAGCUGAGGGCCAUUGUCACUAAGCUGGGCGGCCGCGUGUGUGGCGAGGCAGGGAGCGCUGCUGCUGCUGCUGCUGCUGCUGCUGCUGCUGCUGCUGCUGCUGCUGCCGCUGGUGCUGCUGCUCGUGGUAAGGGUGGCAAGGGCGGGAAGGGGGGGCGGAAGGGCGAGAGGGGGGAGGGAGCGGAGCUGCAGUGGCACCCCAAGGCCACGCAUGUCAUCCUGCCCCCGCCGCUGAAGCGCACUGAGAAGCUCAUUGCUGCUCUGGCUGCUGGCCGGUGGGUGCUCAAACCGGACUACCUCACAGCGAGCGCCACAGCAGCCCAUUUCCUCCCAAAGGGCCCGUGGGUGCUCACACCAGACUACCUCACAGUCAGCACAGCAGUGUGUCGUUUCCCUCACUGGGACAGGUGGGUGCUCACACCAGAUUACCUCACAGCGAGUGCCACAGCGGGCCACUUCCUCCCCGAGGGCGCGUUUGAGUGGCGGGGCGAGGGCAGCAACAGGGACGGGACGGUGGAGCUCGCAGCGCCUGGCAAAUGGCGACAGCAGUGCAGCAGGAAUGGGGGGAGAGGGGCGUUUCAUGGGGUGCGGGUGCUGCUGGCGCCUCCUUCUGACAGCCCUACUUCCAUGGUACGUGCAUCAAAGGGAAAGGCUUCUGGUUCGCAAGUGGCUGCGGUACAGGGGGGGGUAGGGGAAGGGGGCGUCCUAGAGUGGCCAUUUGUGAGUGGCGGGGCGGGGGCAGCAACAGGGACGGGACGGUGGAGCUGGCAGCGCCUGGCAAGUGGCGACAGCAGUGCAGCAGGAAUGGGGGGAGAGGGGCGUUUCACGGGGCACGGGUGCUGCUGGCGCCUCCCCAAGAUGGCCCUUCCUCUAUGGACGUGCUGCACCGCAUUCUCACAGCAGGGGGGCAACUGUAAUUCGAAUGCGGCUGAUAUCCUCUGUCCUCUCCCUCUCCCCCCUCCGCACACAACAAAACACAUACAGGACGUGCUGCACCGCAUUCUCACAGCAGGGGGGGCGGACGUGGCUCGAGCCUCAGAGCCCUGUGUGGCGGCGGCUCUCGCGCCGCAGUUUGACUUCAUUGUGCUCAAGCCAGAGCCCUGUGUGGCGGCGGCUCUCGCCCCGCACUUCGACUUUGUUGUGCUCAAACCAGAGACGUCUGAAAGAGACCCUGUGGCCCGCCGCCUGCUGGCCCCCUCGCGCCACAACUCCCCCGCGGUCGUCUCCCCCGACUGGUUCAUCGCCCUCCUCGCCCGCCCCUCCUCCAUGCGCGUCUCCCCACUGCCCCACGUGCUAUUUGACACCGAGCCAGCUGUCGUCGCCUCAUUGGCCGACGUUCACAGCAGGCAGAGGGGAUUGAGGGUACCAGUGAAGCAGCAGGAGGAUGUGGAGGAGAAGGAGGAAGGGGAGGAGGGGAAAGAAGAGGGGGAGGAGGAGGAAGAAGACGAGGGGGUGGAGGAGGGGCAGGAGGAGGGGAAGGAGGAGAAGGAAGAAGAAGAGGAAGCUGUUGCUGACGAAGAAAGGGCAAUUGGGAAAAGAGAAAAGCGCUUAUCUUUCGAGAACUCGCUUCACACAGUCAAUGCGGGUCACAGCAAUGGCACUGUUGACGGUGAUGAAGCUGGUGCUGAUUUUGAUGCGCAUGCUGAUUGUGAUGCUGACACAGAUAGUGAGAAAGAUGAUGAUGAUGAGAGUGGUGGCUGGGCGGCCACGGCGCAUGUGCGUCUGGGUGAGAGCAUUGGCCUCUCCAGCUUCACAGAGGAAUCACAGGACGUUGGCGGUGGUAUGGCUGCUGCCCUUGCUACUGGCGCUGGUCGGAAAAUGAGUGCGGCUGGUGGUGCGGCUGCUGCCGGUGGUGGUGUGGCUGGUGGGUUGCGUAAGGGAAAGGCAACGGCUGGUGGUGGAAGGAAUACAGGGAUCCUUGAUAACCUGCCAGCAGCCAUGGUCAGGAUGCGCGCGGAGGAAGGUGGUGAGUCCAUCAAGACUUAUGAGCGUGGAUUUCCUGUGGGCUUUAAGGCUCCUUCCGAAACGAAUGGGCCGGAUGAGUAUUUCUUGCACAACCACCUGCGGUUCACUGUGCUGUUCCACAAAGACCCCACGAAUAAUCUGGCUCGCGUCGUCGGUUUCGAAGUCGAACCAUUUAGUGUGAAGCACCAGUACGAGGGUACCUACAACCCGGCGAAGCCUAUCCUCACGACCUGCAACCCAGGGAACCCGACGCAGCAUGUGGAUAGCGGCAUGCCACCGCAGCCGAUCAAGGAGAACGAGGAGGUCAUCUUCACCUACGAUGUGAUGUUCAAGCCGAGCAACGUGAAGUGGGCGUCUCGCUGGGACACGUACCUUCUCAUGACGGACGACCAGAUCCACUGGUUCUCCAUCAUCAACUCUCUCAUGAUCGUGCUCUUCCUCUCGGGCAUGGUUGCCAUGAUCAUGAUGCGCACUCUGCACCGCGACAUCUCCCAGUACAAUCAGCUGGAGACUCAGGAGGAGGCACAGGAGGAGACUGGUUGGAAGCUGGUCCAUGGUGAUGUGUUCCGCCCGCCCAACUAUGCCGGCCUGCUCUGCGUGUAUGUCGGCACCGGUGUGCAGCUGUUCUUCAUGACCCUUGUCACGAUGGUGUUCGCGCUUCUCGGAUUCCUCUCCCCGUCCAACCGCGGUGGGCUUAUGACUGCCAUGCUUCUGCUCUGGGUCUUCAUGGGUCUCUUGGCUGGAUACUCGUCCGCCCGCCUCUACAAGGCCUUUAAGGGCACUGACUGGAAGCUGAACACCAUUCGCACUGCAGUCACCUACCCUGUUGUUGUCUUCGUCAUCUUCUUCAUCCUUAACAUCCUGAUCUGGAAGGAGAAGUCAUCUGGAGCCGUCCCCUUCGGCACCAUGUUCGCUCUCUUCUUCCUCUGGUUCGGCAUCUCUGUGCCUCUAGUCCUUCUGGGAAGCUACUUCGGCUUCAAGAAGCCAGCUAUUGAGGAUCCUGUCCGCACGAACAAGAUCCCGCGACAGAUCCCCGAGCAGGCGUGGUACAUGCACCCCGUGUUCUCCAUCCUCAUUGGAGGCAUUCUGCCCUUCGGUGCAGUGUUCAUCGAGCUCUUCUUCAUCCUCACCUCCAUGUGGCUGCAGCAGUUCUACUACAUCUUCGGUUUCCUCUUCAUCGUCUUCGUCAUCCUCAUCAUCACGUGCGCAGAGAUCACCAUUGUGCUCUGCUACUUCCAGCUGUGCAGUGAGGACUAUCGCUGGUGGUGGAGAGCGUAUCUGACCUCUGGUUCAUCGGCUCUUUACCUCUUCCUCUAUGCGACCUUCUACUUCUUCACCAAGCUGGAGAUCACCAAGCUCGUGUCAGCUAUCCUUUACUUCGGCUACAUGGUCAUCAUCUCCUACAGCUUCUUCAUUCUCACAGGGACCAUUGGGUUCUAUGCUUGCUACUGGUUUGUGCGCCUGAUCUAUGCAUCGGUCAAGAUUGAUUGA